Stegastes partitus (bicolor damselfish) is the source of this 2134-nucleotide messenger RNA. RefSeq names its product RAB18B, member RAS oncogene family (gene rab18b). Gene Ontology annotation, molecular function: GTPase activity; GTP binding. Lineage: Eukaryota; Metazoa; Chordata; Actinopteri; Pomacentridae. Bases 136 to 753 code for a protein of 205 amino acids. The transcript has 7 exons. The record is from RefSeq and is a predicted model, not a curated record.
CAGGCUGUGCGGAAGCUGAUGAACAGCAGCUUGUCACCGGAGCCGAUAGCUGCUGCUGCUGCUGGUCUGAAACAACUGAAACAUUUAUAGGUAAAAGCGUCUCCAAGUGCAGGUGAAACCAGCUCCCGACGGAACAUGGACGACGACGUGCUGACGACGCUGAAACUGUUGAUAAUCGGCGAAAGCGGCGUCGGAAAGUCCAGUCUCCUCCUGAGGUUCACUGAGGACACUUUUGAUCCAGAGCAGUCAGCAACAAUAGGUGUUGACUUCAAAGUAAAGACUCUGGCUAUAGAUGGGAACAAAGCAAAGCUGGCCAUAUGGGACACAGCUGGACAGGAACGGUUUCGCACCCUGACACCCAGCUACUACCGCGGCGCGCAAGGAGUCAUACUCGUAUAUGAUGUCACAAAGCGUGACACAUUUACGAAGCUCGAAAACUGGCUGAACGAACUGGAAACCUACACGACGCGCAACGACAUUGUAAAAAUGCUGGUUGGGAACAAAAUUGAUAAGGACGACCAUGAAGUGGACAGAAAUGAGGGGUUGAAAUUUGCUCGAAAACACUCGAUGCUUUUUAUUGAGGCCAGUGCAAAAACCAAAGACGGCGUCCAGUGUGCCUUUGAGGAACUUGUGGAGAAGAUCCUCCAGACUCCAGGGCUUUGGGAGAGCGAAACCCAGGGUCAGAAGGUCCGUCUGGGGGAUCACGAGCAGGCCAGGGCCGGGGCAUGUGGAGGUUACUGCUCCAUACCCUGAAAACGGACUGAACAAAGAAAAAAAAAAUGAAGCACCAACCUGAUAGGAAUGACUACGGACCAGAAAGAGAGCGACAGGUGGAUGAGCACUUCUAAUAAGUUCAUUGUGGGAGUAAGUUCUGUCGGUGGAGAAAAAAACAAAAUCAUUGCUGUUUGCACACUUCUUUUUCAACCGUCAUCUGUAUCGUGUCACUACUUUCUGUUAAAAACAUGAAUGAAAGAAUCAGGCAAGACGUAGCCUCUCGUCUGAGGAGCGUAUAGUGUUUUAAAUUCACUCAACCAUGCCAAGUAUACGUGAGCACAUGUCUGGUUUAAAUUUAUCUCAUUGGCGAGAGUGGUCCAGUUGUACAUUAAGACAUCAGGUUACUAGCAUAGUGCCUCUAACACAAACCAAUUUGUAGGUUACAGCCUGUCAAGUUUUAUUCAGAAUAAUUAAUUCUAAUCAAUAGUGAAAGUCUCCUCAAUCCUUUCUCUGACAGGGAAAAAGCUUGUUCCGUUCUUUGUGCUUUCUUGGCAUACAUAACUGCAAAGUACAAAAUGUCCUACUAUACACACUAUAGGAAGCUUUAUGAAACACACACCGCACAGUUUGGGUUGUUAACGCAGGUUGCAUUACACACCAGAACACUGUGAAUACUCCCAAAGAAGACGUUACCCAUCAGACCCCAGUUACUGACACCGAGUCGAUCUUCACGGUCAACACUAGACUUGUUUGUUUGAUGGUGAUUUCCAUCGAAUUCUGCGCUUCAGAAUGUAUAGGCGCUUUCAAAUGGACUUCUUGUCUCCUCAGCUUAGAAAACAGUCAUGAUCUUUGUGUCGUAGGGUUUCCUUGCAACCCAACCAGUCUUUGCAUCUGGACCAUCUCUUCCAGAGCCGCAAGGUUUACAGUAUCAAGAGCUCUUGCAAUAAAUAAAUAAAAAAAAAUGUCCCUUUUAUUCACUUGAGCUCACAGUUGUUCUUGCUCUGCUCUUUUUAAGUAAACGGCCUCAACUCGACCCUGUUAUCUAUAUAGUUUUUUUCACUUUUUGUAGUUUCCUGUCUGCUAUGAUCCAUUUUACGUUUCACCGACUCAUUAAAGGCAUUUCUCACACGUAGUACGAGAACAUUCCCAGAAGCUUUGUUCCUUACUAUCUCCAGUAUAUUUACGAUUUCAUGUAUUGUUUGUAUUUGCUUGUUUAACCUGUUUUUUUCCCCCCUUGCUGUCCUUUGAUUUCUUUUUUUUUUCCUGUUGCUUUUGCUGUGCAUCUGUUUCAAUCAUACGCAGCAAUAUGUUAAAUCGAUAUCUGCCUUAAUAAUAUUGAAAGACAUUUGCGAGAGUUAUGGUCGAUUAACGUUUGAAUUGUUUCAAACUUGAAAUAAACGUCAACCUCAAGAUGCCGUCA